Molecule: messenger RNA, 1284 nt
Organism: Fusarium proliferatum ET1
Lineage: Eukaryota; Fungi; Ascomycota; Sordariomycetes; Hypocreales; Nectriaceae
Exons: 3
Coding region: 1-1284 (427 amino acids)
Molecular function (GO): monooxygenase activity; FAD binding
Source: RefSeq, a predicted model, not a curated record
AUGGACCAACGAAUCGAGAAAGAGAAGCCUGCUCCGCUCAAGAUUAUUAUCUGCGGAGGAGGAAUCGCAGGCUUCGCAGCAGCACUGCUCUUGCGUGAGGAACACGACGUUCUGGUCCUUGAAUCUUCAUCAUCCAAUGAGGAGCUGGGUGCCGCCAUCACGCUCUCCAUCAAUGCGACUAGACUUUUGAGAAGAAGCUUCGCGCGCGCAGGCUUCGACAAAGAUCUCGCCAAUUACGUUGAAGCUGAAAAGUUCCAGGAGCUCCAUUGGAAGGACCUCUCAGUCCUCCUGGAAUGGCCAAUUAGUGCAGUCACGGAGAAAUACGGCGAGCCGUGGUGGUAUUUCUCUCGCAAGGAUGUCCAUGCAGAACUCAAACGUGCUGCACUCUCCGUAGACGGCUUGGGAAUAACACCUCGCUUGAAGACAGGCGCUCAAGUUGAAAGAGUCGACUCGAAAACGGGCUCAGUCUUCCUCAAGUCCGGAGAUUCCUACAAGGCUGACCUGAUCAUCGGUGCGGAUGGGAUUCGGUCGGCGAGUGGCAAUUCAGUGUUUGGCAAGCUCGAGACAACAUCCGAGGGCCUAUCUGCAUAUCGCUGCAUGAUCCGCACAGAGGAGCUGAGGAAGAACCCACAGACACAGAUUUUGACUGACAGUGCAAAAGUUCUCAUAGUCAUUGGUCCCGACAGAAGAAUCGUCGUGUACCCUUGCUCGAGCUGGGACUGGAUGAACUUUGUGUGCAUUUACCCAGACACUAGUGAUCGACGACUUCAGUGGACUGGUGAAGUCGAGGUACAAGAGAUGGUGGAAAGGUUCAACGACUUUCAUCCUUCCAUAGUUGCUGCAUUGUCGAUGGCUUCUAACGCGGGAGUCUGGCAGCUGCGGCAGCGUGUGCCGUUACCGACACUGGUCAAGGAUUGUUUCGCGCUGGUAGGAGACGCAGCGCACGCAAUGGGCCCACAUCAAGGCCAAGGCGCCUGUCAAGCCAUCGAGGACGCAGAAGCUCUUAGACUAGUCUUGACUGGUGCCUCGAGUGAUGAUGUUGAGUCCCGACUUAAGAUAUAUGAUGAGUUGCGCCUCCAGCGGAUCACUAGGGUUAUGGAGAAUACGAAGAAAAUGGCUCCGCGGGCCACUGACUCGAAGGAGUUUGAGUUCAAGAGUUCACAGACAUACAGUGACUACCACUGGGGCUAUAAAGUGGCUGAAGAAGCAGUGGAUCUAAUGCGUGCCUAUGGGUUGGCCCUGAAGAUUCUUAACGACGCAACUGGGGAGGUCGGAUUUGAAUGA